Aethina tumida (small hive beetle) is the source of this 3451-nucleotide messenger RNA. It is a transcript of the gene Invadolysin, whose product is annotated as leishmanolysin-like peptidase. Gene Ontology annotation, cellular component: cytoplasm; membrane. The record is from RefSeq and is a predicted model, not a curated record. Lineage: Eukaryota; Metazoa; Arthropoda; Insecta; Coleoptera; Nitidulidae. Gene Ontology annotation, molecular function: metalloendopeptidase activity. The transcript has 13 exons. Gene Ontology annotation, biological process: cell adhesion; proteolysis. Bases 199 to 2196 code for a protein of 665 amino acids.
UGCAGAGACGGCCGGCUGAAAAUCAACCGAUCAGACCGUAUACGACAUCGCAGACAACAGUUGUCUCGACGCGGCUGCGAGGUGUACGCGUUCUACCUGUGUCAGUGCUCCGUUCUCCCAAAUGUGAUCGUUUAUUCUAACCUCAAAAAAAGCGCGGAUGUUCACACUCAUUUGGCCGGACAUUAAUUGCGAGCAAGUAUGGUGACUAAAGUUAAGUGGAAGUCGAACCUGAGUGUUAUUAUUGUUUUGCUGCAAUUUUGCCGGGGUUCGUUCGUUGACGGACAUAAAAUAUGCAAUCAUGUGCACCCCAAACAUCAAGAGGUUCUGCACACUCACAUAGAACCAGAACAUGUAAUGAAAAAACGAAGCGUUAAUCAACCCCUUAGAAUUCUUCUGUGGUAUGAUCAUAGUGUGUACAGAUUGGACCAUGAGAGAUUUCAAUUAAUAAACGAUACAAUAUUGCCGCAGGCGGUUAGUUUUUGGGAAAAGGCCCUGUUUGUCAGAAGAGUGGAGAAUGUUAUACGCUUAACAAGAAAAUGCAACGAAAGCCAAAUAUUCGUGAAGGACUCUCACACCCACUGCAUAGACGCGUGCAAGGAAAAAACGAUGUGCGGCGAGGUCGAAGUGCCGGAAGACCAUCUGGACAUUUGCAGGACCUGCAACGCGACCGGCCAGGAGUGCGGCGAGGCGAAAGGUUCGAAACCUGGACGGGGCAUCCAGGAUUACGAUUUCGUUUUCUACGUUUCGGCUAUGCAAACUGAACGCUGCAACAAAUCGUUGACCGUCGCUUAUGCGGCUCAUUGUCAGCAGGAAUCGGCUCUGGACAGGCCAAUAGCCGGUCACGCAAAUCUGUGCCCGAACAGCAUAAGUACAAAACGGCAGGAGCUGGAAAUCCUAUUGUCAACGGUGAAGCACGAAAUUUUGCACGCGCUGGGUUUUUCCGUCAGCCUUUACGCCUUCUACCGCGAUUCGGAUGGAAAUCCGUUGACCGAAAGGCGGCCGGACACAGGAAAACCACCCCUCAACGAAACGCUACAAACGUACCAAUGGAGCGACUCGGUAAUAAAAACGUUCAAGAGACCAAAUUGGUUGGUCAGAUCCGGGGUGAUAAAACGUGACGUACAAAUGAUCGUCACCCCCAACGUGAUCCGCGAGACCCGUGACUACUUCAACUGUUCAAUACUGGAGGGAGCCGAGCUGGAGGACCAAGGCGGCGAAGGCACCGCACUGACCCAUUGGGAGAAACGCGUCUUUGAGAACGAGGCAAUGACUGGCACCCACACCCAGAACCCAAUUAUUUCGAGAAUAACGCUCGCCUUAAUGGAGGAUACGGGCUGGUACAUUGCGAACUAUUCAAUGGCAGAGGAAAUGUCUUGGGGGAAAGGUCUCGGCUGCGAUUUUGUCAUGAAAAGCUGCAAGGAAUGGAUCACGAUGAAGUCCACAAAAGGAUUUUCCAUACAUCCAUUCUGCAACAAAUUGAAGCGUGAGCCACUGCAGACCGAAUGCACGGACGAUCGGACGUCAGUGGCACUUUGCAAUCUUAUACAACAUGGGCAGCUAUUACCCAAAUUGUAUCAGAAUUUUGACUACAUACAACACGUGGAGGCUGGCAAGGAAGGCUACUAUGGAGGAUCCGUAACUUUGGCCGACUACUGUCCCUACAUCCAGGAGUUCACUUGGCGAUCCAAAAAUGUGAUCGUCCGCGGUUCACAUUGUCAGUACGUCGAAAACAACCCGAAGCCGGACAAAAAUUUCGCCUUGGAAAAGUAUGGCGAGAAUUCGAGAUGUUUCGAACACACCAAUCAAAUGUGGGAGGAACGUUCCUGUAGGCAAAUGAGGCAGUGGCAACAUUGGGGAUCUGGAUGUUAUGGUUAUAGGUGUCAAAAUGGCAGAUUGCAUAUUUUGGUUGGCAACUACUCCUACGAAUGUUUUCAUGCCAAUCAGGAAAUUUCCAUAAGGAUAAUAAGCAACGGGUGGCUUCAUAAAGGCGCCGUCAAAUGUCCUCCAUGCAAGGAAAUAUGUGCGAAAGAGUUCGAGGCCAGAGGCGAGAGAUGCAAGCUGGGCGACGAGUCCCCACCGGCCACGGCCUACCCCAGAGACGAGCUCCACUGCGACGGACACGCCGUCUCCUCGUCCACGUUGUUUGUAUUGUUGGUGCAGAUUUUGUUGCUGGCGCACAAUCUGUGGGCCAGAUAAGUUUUAAGCUCAAAUUUGUUAACAAAAAAAAGUGUUCGUUCUAACGAAAUGUUUUAGUCACUCGUGUGUCAUGGUUUUUGACGUUUUUUAAAAACAAUUUUUAGAGAUAGAUUUACUAGUUGUUUCGCCCGGAAGGGGCGGAGACUGUAGAUCUUUUUUUUAUAUUUUAAUCAUUUUUGUCGAUAAUAUUGCCCUGAAAAUUUGUUGAGGACAACGUUAAUGAUUCGCUAUUGAUUAUAUUGUGAUAUGCCAUAACAAUAAAUAGAGAAAUUACGCGAUUUUAUUCAAAAUUGUUUCACAUUUAUGUAUAUAUGUUCGUUUUUUAGGUUUCGUCAGAAAAUCUAUUGUAAUACAAGACUGAAAUUUGCUGAAAAAAAUCCGUCAAAAAUUAAACAAGCAACAGUCAAUCAACUGAUAAACCCCAUAAAAACUUCCUUCCAUAUUUAAUUUUUGUGUUGUUAAUGUUAGUCAAUGUCUUGACAUUAAUGUAAUUAAAUAUGGUACUUGUAAAUUACAUUCCGAAAUUACAUAUGUGGCUGUGUGAAAGUAUUUUAAUUUCUGACAUUAAUAAUAUUUUGUAGCCAAUCUUCCUCAGUGGUGGCUUAGCACCAUCAAAAACUGCACAGGGAAAAUAAUAAGUAACUGGUUGUUUAUUUGUAACACUAUGAUGGAUUAUCACCUUACUUUUCUACGUUUUCUUCUUUAGUUUGUUGGAAUUUUCAAUUGUAUACUUAUUGUUAAUCUUUUUUAUCAAAAUAUGUAUGUUCAUUUACUAAAAAUGUAGUUUAAAAUGACAACUACUUUUGUUUUUGUACAUACAGAUGUAUAUUGAUUAAUUAAUUUGUUUUAAUAAUGAGUUCUGUGUGUUUGUUGCCAUUUUAAACAAUAUGCUGUAAACAUGUUUUAAUUAAAACAACUCUGAAAGCACCAAUAUUUUACAGCCUGUAUAAAUACUCGAUUAAAAUAAAUAUUUGUUUUUAACAUCAAUCUCUUUAAACCUUUAAACAUCACAUACUUUAUACGGUCAUAAGUGAGUUGUGUGACCACGUUACUGAAUAAAUAAUAAUAGAUAUUCUGUACACAGUUUUUGAUGAGUAUCUAAGUUCAUCUUUGGACAUAUACAUUCCUCUUAGUUUAGAUUAGUUGUAGGUUAGAGCCGACAAUCUGUUCCAAAAAGUAGUUUUUUGAAAUAAGAAAAAUAUGUGGUUCUGUCCUGUAUUUGUGUAUAUAUUUAAAAACAUUUUAAUUAAUGAAC